Carica papaya (papaya) is the source of this 1639-nucleotide messenger RNA. RefSeq names its product midasin-like protein. NCBI's taxonomy places the organism in Eukaryota, Viridiplantae, Streptophyta, Magnoliopsida, Brassicales, Caricaceae. The record is from RefSeq and is a predicted model, not a curated record.
UACCACAAAUAUCUUCAACCAUCCACCCAGUCAAUCCAAAGUACCAAACCCGCAAUGGAAGAUAGUUUCAGAGUGAGAGUCGAUAAAGCUUUUGGUUCUCUCUCCUCCCUUUCCUCGUCCUCGUCAUCGCAGAAGACAUCAUCUUCAUCUCUAAGUUCUCUUUGGUGCCUCACUGAUGACGAAAUCGAGAGAAAAGAAUGGAACAGAGACAAGGACAUCCUGGAGCCUCGAUCUGCUGCCUGCCUCCCUCGGUACCCUUCCGCCGCAGAGAACAAGAAACUUGGGAAUUACCGCAUGGAUCUCGAGAAAGACCUUGACGACCUAGAUGAUGACGACGACGCUGAUGUUUCGGAGGAGGAGCAACAACUGAGUGUCUCGUCGAGUCGGCGUUCGCGGCCGGACGAUUAUAACGACGAAGAGUGGGAAAUUAAAUCCUCUAUUGGCUUGGACUGCACUCUUGAUUACGAGGAGGAAGAAGAUGAAUAUGAUAAAGUGGCUGUCGGCAAGGAAAAGAAAGGAGAUCGUUUGUACAUGAAGGAUAUAAAUGACUAUGAGAUAGAAUCAGGUGAUUCCAACACAAUUCCUGACUCAUUUACUGAUAUCAGUAGAGAUCCCCGUGCCAAUCAUAUUGCAGCAAAAAUUAGACUCAAAGAGGAUGCUGAAGCUGCCAAGAGAAUUGAUUCUUUGCGGGUCUCUGAGAAUGAUGCACCUGCUGCGGUUGAGUGUCAAAUUAACUCCUCUGAGGAUGUUACUCUGAAAUCAAUUCUGAAAAGGAAGGAUACUCAGGCAGAUACUAGGUCACAAAAACGUGUACGUUUCGAUUCUGAAUGUAAAACUGAUUCUGAAAAAGGAUCUGAAAGAGUAGAAGAUAUUAUGACAGAAACCUUUUCCACCGAAAACAUCACUCUCACAAGUGAAGAAUUGAAGCUGCAUCCAGCCUAUCCUUCUGGAGUUCCAGAUUAUUUGAGGAAUCCUUCAAAAUAUACACAUUAUACUUUUGACUCAAGCGACAUGGAUGAAGCAUCUAAUAAGCAAGCAUAUAUGGACUUCCUUAAUCUACUGAAGAGACGAAAAGGUGAGUCACAGUCAGAUGAUGCACCUGUUCAACUUCCAAAAUCGGUCACCUUUAUCCCAAAAAGGAAGACAGAUGAAAUUACAGUUCAGGAAAACUCUACUAUAUCAAAACAAACUCAGGAUGAUGCUGGCAAAGAAUCAGUACAUAGCAAAGGUCUCCCUGUAGGUAUUGCAGCCAGUGUUACUGGUGAUGAAGUUUGUGCAAUGGAGGAAGAUGAAGCAGAUAUAGCUCCUGAUAGAAGUGCCUUACAGAAAUCAGGCCGUAAGUAUAGGAUGAAAGCAAGGUCGGACCCAGAUGAAUCUUUAAGUUGAUCAGUAAUUAAUAUCCUGAAAUAGUAGUUUUGUGCCAUCCGUUUCUCAUUUGACAAUGACCCCGAACUUUGUUAGGAUUUGUUUUUCUAUAUUUGUUCACCUUUUGGUAGAAGGUAGCAUAUAUAUAUAUAUAUGUAUUUCAUGUAUCAUAGUCUAGAUGGUUCAGCAUACCAAAGAAGAGGGAAAGCCCCGAGAGUUGUUCUCUAGGUUGUUUUUGAAACAUAUGAACUUCGUUAUGGAAUUAUUUGUAUAA